AUAAAGUAUUAUUUUCACGUGACUGUAAUAUUUGAUCAUGUGACUUUCAAAAGCAAAAGUGUAGCAUAUGAAACAUACAUCAUAACAAUAACAAUGAAGCAAUGUGAACAAGGCCAAACAGCUUUCAAUCUCCUGUUAUUACUAUCAACUGUAUUAUGUAUAGUUGAUAGUGAAAAAAGACCCAACAUUGUAUUUGUCGUAGCUGAUGACUAUGGGUUUCAUGAUAUUGGCUAUCACAAUUCUGAGAUUAAAACACCAAACUUAGACAAACUGGCAGCUCAAGGUGUAAAGCUGGAGAAUUAUUAUGUUCAGCCCAUUUGCUCUCCAACAAGAAGUCAGUUAAUGACUGGAAGAUAUCAGAUCCACACAGGACUACAGCACAAUAUUAUUUGGCCGUCCCAACCUUAUGGCAUGCCUCUUCAGUUUCCCACUGUUGCAAAUUUUUUAAAAGAUCAAGGCUACUCAACACAUGCUGUUGGCAAGUGGCACUUAGGGUUUUACAAGAAAGAAUAUACGCCUUUAAAUAGAGGAUUUGAUACAUUUUAUGGAUAUUGGGAAGGUGGUGAGGAUUACUACACUUACUACAACUGUGACACCUAUCAUAACAGAACAAUUGAUAAAUAUCUGGGGAUUACGCAAUCCCACUCACACAAAGAAAUACUGUCAGGCAAACAUGGAGAUGAAGUGAAAUGGUGUGGCUAUGACCUGAGGGACAUGGACAAACCAGUGACCACAAUGAAUGGAACCUACUCAACUCAUCUCUACACAGAGAAAGCAAAGGACAUAAUCAAUCAAGCAAAAGUGUCAGAAAAGCCUUUUUUCUUGUACUUAGCUUAUCAAGCUGUACAUUCCCCCAUGGAAGUUCCACCAGAGUAUGUAAAACCUUACUCUUUUAUUAAGGAUGCUUACAGAAGGACAUAUGCAGGUAUGACCAGCUGUAUGGAUGAAGGUGUUGGAAAUGUCACUCAGGCCUUAAAGGAUGCUGGGUUGUGGGACAAUACAAUUUUAAUAUUUUCUACUGAUAAUGGAGGAGAAAUUCUGGCUGGUGGGAACAACUGGCCUCUUCGUGGCUACAAGCAUACAUUAUGGGAAGGUGGAGUAAGAGGCAUAGGCUUUGUAACUGGUCCUUUGGUCAAACAGCCAGGAAAGGUCAAUGAAGGGUUGAUGCAUGUGUCUGACUGGUUCCCAACAAUAGCAGAUAUGGUCGGAGCACAGAUCAACAGCAGCCUUCAGUUAGAUGGAAAAAGUCAGUGGCCAAUGAUUAAUUUUGGUAAAGAAAGUCCUAGAGGUGAAAUACUUCACAACAUUGAUAUCCUGGAGCCUCUAGUGGGGAAAAAGUUGUAUGAGGAUACAUUCGACACACGAGUUCGGGCAGCUAUUCGGAUUGGCAACUACAAACUCCUAACUGGUAAUCCAGGAGAUGGAAAAUGGUAUCCACCACCCCAUUUAGAAAAACACAAUGUGCAACACUCCAAUGUUACUGCAGCUAGUGAUAAAAAUGUUUGGCUCUUUAAUGUCAGUGAGGACCCUAGUGAGGUCAUCGACCUAUCAAACAUCCUGGUUGGCCAGGUACGAUCAAUGCUGGAGAGGCUUCAGUACUACAACUCCACGGCUGUCCCUCCACAGUACCCAGACUCUGAUCCCAACUGUGACCCAAAACUUCAUGGUGGAUUUUGGGGGCAAUGGCUGGACUAAAUAAUUCAGCUAUUUAGACAUUUAAACUUUAUUGUUUUUAAUUAAGCAUUAUUUUUUA
Molecule: messenger RNA, 1753 nt
Organism: Physella acuta
Lineage: Eukaryota; Metazoa; Mollusca; Gastropoda; Physidae
Product: arylsulfatase B
Molecular function (GO): sulfuric ester hydrolase activity
Source: RefSeq, a predicted model, not a curated record